Oryzias melastigma (Indian medaka) is the source of this 1845-nucleotide messenger RNA. RefSeq names its product claudin-4. The coding region runs from base 416 to 1051 and encodes 211 amino acids. Lineage: Eukaryota; Metazoa; Chordata; Actinopteri; Beloniformes; Adrianichthyidae. Gene Ontology annotation, molecular function: structural molecule activity. Gene Ontology annotation, biological process: cell adhesion; bicellular tight junction assembly. Gene Ontology annotation, cellular component: plasma membrane; bicellular tight junction. The transcript has 2 exons. The record is from RefSeq and is a predicted model, not a curated record.
UUGCACAUUUUCUUAAAAUAUUGCAUACAUUCUAGAAAAAAAGGACAGAAAAGGUUGAAACAAAGAACAGGUGAUAGGUUAGAUCUCAUUUUUUGGGGACGUUUCAGCUCAUUUCUGCUGUUUUUUGCUCAUGGUUUGACCUGACCAGUGUGUGGGCGUGUUUGUCUAAAAACAGUCACAAACUGGAGCCAUUGUUCCCAGUUUUGAAGCCUUGCUUGCGGUAACAAAGCUCAUGUGUUGGGGAACAAUGGUGGGGAUAUCGGAUGUCAGGUUUCCCCCUUUGUCUGGAUAGACCGAAACUCCACCUUUGAGCCACAGAUGGAGGUGGUUAACUGUCCCGCAGAGGAACCUCAGAGCAUCAGACCUCCAGGAACACCACCUGCAUCAGUUGGAUCUCGUCUGUUUCGGUGCGACCAUGGCUUCUCAAGGUCUCCAGAUCUUAGGUGUCUUCCUGGCCCUAACCGGAUGGCUGGGUACCAUCAUCACCUGCGCUCUGCCCAUGUGGAGAGUCACUGCUUUUGUCGGGGCAAACAUCGUCACGGCCCAGGUGAUAUGGGAGGGCUUGUGGAUGACCUGUGCGGUGCAGAGCACGGGGCAGAUGCAGUGUAAAAUGUACGACUCCAUGCUGGCUCUUCCUCAAGAUACACAGGCGGCCAGGGCCAUGGUGAUCAUCUCAGUGGUCGUCGGCGUGUUUGGCACUCUCAUGUCCGUCGUCGGGGCCAAGUGCACCAACUGCAUGGAGGACGAAGUGUCCAAAGCCAAAGCCUGCAUCGUAUCUGGAGUGAUUUUCAUCAUAGCGGCUCUGCUGAUCCUGAUUCCAGUGUCGUGGUCGGCUCACACCAUCAUCAGGGACUUCUACAACCCGCUGGUGUUUGAAGCUCAGAGGAGGGAGCUUGGUGCCGCACUCUACAUUGGCUGGGGCUCUGCCGGUCUUUUGCUGCUGGGAGGGGGCCUGCUCUGCAACAACUGUCCCCCAAAAGACGACAGACCCUUCCUGCCAGCUAAGUUUGCCCUUGGGAGAACCGCUUCGUCAAACGUGGACUACGUGUGAGUCUGUAAGCUUUAGGAGGCGUAACUUCCCCGAAACAAGAAGGCAUUUCACUGUACUGCAUGUUUAGCUGAUUUAGAACAGAAUGUGUUUAGUUUUGUACUUUUUAUUUUUCAAACUUUUUGUAGAAAUGGUUUUUAAGUUUGUUAUUAAAAAAUAAAUAUUUUAAUAGUGUAAAUGAGUGGCGUUCAUACAUGUUCUGUCUGAGUCUUGUAAUCUGAUGCAAACCUAGAAUUUGACACCUGGUGAUUUACUUACAACUGAACUCCCUUGAUGACACUAGCACUUAGAAAUCUUGAAGUACCCACCUGUUCUUUCAGUUGAGUCAUCGUUGAUUUUGUUGUUUGAUGCUAAAUUUUUUCAUUUGUAAAUCUGAACUCCUGUGUUUAGGAUGUGAUUUAAUGUCUUGAGUAAAAGGGAUGUUACAGCCAGCAGCAACAAUGAGGUGCAAAUGCUUGGAUACAUGUUGCCAGGGAGCACUUUAAUAUAUGCAAAGAAUGGACAUUUACACUUUGUCCAGAAAGAGCUUCACCCAAGUCUCGACAGGAUAAUGUAUCCUUUACCACCAAACCCAUUCAUAGCAGAGGCAUUGUUUGAGAAAGCUUUCAAGAGGCUGUGGAUUUCCUGGAAAACAAGAUCUUUUACAUGAGCACGUUAUCCUUUUGUGUAUUUUUGAAAACAAAAAGUUGAUUCAACAGCUUUCUGACAUGCUGAAACUCAGAUUUAGCUCACUGUGUGAAUGCUUUGUAAGUAGUGAUUCUCGGCACGUAAAAACUCAAUCACACUUUCAGCAAUCU